Solanum verrucosum is the source of this 303-nucleotide messenger RNA. RefSeq names its product 60S acidic ribosomal protein P2A-like. The coding region runs from base 1 to 303 and encodes 100 amino acids. The transcript is spliced from 2 exons. The record is from RefSeq and is a predicted model, not a curated record. Lineage: Eukaryota; Viridiplantae; Streptophyta; Magnoliopsida; Solanales; Solanaceae. Gene Ontology annotation, molecular function: structural constituent of ribosome. Gene Ontology annotation, cellular component: cytosolic large ribosomal subunit; ribosome. Gene Ontology annotation, biological process: cytoplasmic translational elongation.
AUGAAGGUGAUAGCAGCUUAUUUGUUGUCUCAAUUAGGUGGCAACUCUAAUCCAUCUUCUAAUGAUUUGAAAAAAAUCUUGAAUUCUGUUGGUGCUGAAAUUGAUGAUAUGAAAAUUGAACUAUUAUUGUCACAAGUUGAAGGCAAAGAUAUUAAUGAGUUAAUUGCUGCUGGUAAACAAAGAUUGGCUUCUACUACUUGUAUUGUUGGUGGACAAGUUGUUGAAGAGAAAAAAGAGGAAAAGAAAGUUGAGAAAGUGGAAGAGUCUGAUGAAGAAGAUUUUAAUUUUAGUCUUUUUGAUUAG